AUAAAUGUUUAACCUUUUAGUUUUCGCAUUAUGUAUUUAUGUCUGAACGAGGUUUAAUCUAAAAAUAUUUAGUAGUUUUAAUCAACAAUGGUAGCACUCGGUGCUUUCCCAGCGGCCAAGCUUGGCGCUUUACUAUUGCGCCAAGUAAGUAAACCAAUUGCUAAUUUUGUUAAAGAACGAGCCAAACAAUCUCCAGUAUUUCGAUCAUAUGUUUGCAUGCCACCUGCUCAGUUUUAUAAUUGGUGUGAAGUUAAAAUGAAGAUGUAUUUCAUGAACCUUGGUACUUCCGGAAAGGUAAAACCUUUAAGUGAGACUAUGGCCAUUGAACUUGGAUCAAAUUUACUUGGCGAAGGUAUUAUAUUUUUUGUCGCCGCUGCUUUACUAUUGUUUGAAUAUAAUAGACAAGUACGUAAAGAACAAGCUAAAGAAGAUAUGCGUUCACAAGAACAAGAAGAUUUAAUUAAUUCAAUAAGGGAUUUGGACUUAAUGACCGAACAACACACUGCUGAAAUUAGACGUCUUACUUACCUGGUCGAUGAUUUAAUAUCUAAAAUUAACAGUAAAUCAUACCCUGAACCAGGGAUCACCUCAGAUACACCUUCAAGUAGUAAUAACAAAGUCAAUACCAAACAUCAAGAACCUGACCUAAAGAAACAAGUUUCUAAUGAUAUUAAUGAAAAUGUAUUAUUUAAAAGCAUUAAAAUGUUAAUCCAAUCAAUACAACAAGUAUGACUAAA
Diuraphis noxia (Russian wheat aphid) is the source of this 737-nucleotide messenger RNA. RefSeq names its product putative OPA3-like protein CG13603. Gene Ontology annotation, cellular component: mitochondrion. The record is from RefSeq and is a predicted model, not a curated record. Gene Ontology annotation, biological process: regulation of lipid metabolic process. NCBI's taxonomy places the organism in Eukaryota, Metazoa, Arthropoda, Insecta, Hemiptera, Aphididae.